GGAACGGCGAAAUACAGCCGCGUGGAAAAUGCCAGUCCCGGAAUGACGUCAUCGCCCCAGCCUCGUUCUGAACCCACUCCCCAGUUCCAAAAGUUCCAAACAAGAUGGCGGGUGGUGGCCAGCGGAAAACAUCGUCAGGAGGCAAAAUCAGAAAACCGCGGAAAAAACAGCGUUUUUCUGCACUUAAUGCACUCUCGCAUGCUAAACGGGGAGUAGGGAAAGGUUCCAGAAGCCGGACAUUCGUGCCACCAGUCGGAUAUACCGUCACAGCUUACGAGAAAAGCCAAGUUAUGACUACGCCAGGAAAGCACAGAUACAGAAGCGUGGAUAGCGCAGCCGAAACAGUGCGGGAAAGGGGUUUCAAUAAGAGCUUGAUCUUCGAGACCUCAUCCGAGGAGGACCAGCCGUCAACAUCAGCAAACACGGAGAGCACUCCAUGUGAGCCAACCACUAGUAGUCCUCUGUCCGAGGAAACACUGGAUACAUCCGCCAGCACCUGGAAGGCAAUGGCAAAAUCCAUGUUCAUCGCAUAUGGUGACUCUGUGGGAUACUUGAUUGAUCAGGUAAAUGCAAAAAGAAACUGUUCGACAAAGGGAUGCAACGGUAUUUUGGUACCUUGGAAAACAGAACGAGUUGGCUUGGGAGGCAACCUGAGGGCUGUCUUCAUGUGCACUGGCUGCAAAGGUGGGGGUGUAACGUUUGAUGCCUCCACAUAUUUGCGAGAAGAGAAGAGACAGGUUGCUGGGCAUUCUUUGGCCCUCUCUUUCAUUUUGAAUGGGAACACGUACGAGAAAUAUAACCAGGCUCUACACCUCGGUCUUGGUAUCCCCAUCUUUUCCUUCAACACAUAUUACAACAUACUCAGCAAGGCCUAUCCACACGUCCACAACAUCCUAGAUGUACAGAUGAAGAAAGCCCGGGCCAAUAUGAAGGAGAUGGACCCAACUAAAGUAGGUAGCUGGAAGAGAGCUGUAACAUCCGGUGAUGGCGUCUAUCAUACGCGUGGGCAUCACAGUAAGAACAUGUCGGUGCUUCUCGUGGACUACUGUGAAAAUGCGCUUCUUGCAGCAGUCCAUCUCUGCAUGAGGGGUAAAGACGUCACCACAGCAGACAGCGUACCCCUGUUUCCAGGAACCUCAAAGUCAGCCGAAGGGUAUGGCUUCGAGCUUAUAUGGGAAGAACUGAAACACGAAGGCAUGGAAGUAGAAGUCCAUUGGCAGGACGCCGACAGUACAAGCGAGAAAUCCUUUAAAAAGUUCUUCUCGAAGUCCAAGGUCAUGUACUGUGGUGGCCACGUGGGCAGGGCCCACGGAAAGCAGCUGGAGAAACUGGCAUCCAUGAAAACGUUCUCUAAGGGCUACAAACAGAGACAUAGUACGUACGAACUGGACAAGCUAAAAUGUGUUUGCAUCAAUAAACACCACUCUGCAACCUGCGGUUGCAUCCGCCCUAACAUGAUCAAGCAAGCAAAGAUCAAUCACUUCGCAGCUCUGGUGCAAAGUGGAACAGAUGCUGCACUAUAUGCAAAGAGGAUGCGAGCCCUUGGACAACAUCAUGCAAGGAACAUUCACGAGUGGAAAGAUGGCAGCUGUGACUUCCACGGAAAGAAGAGGUGCUCAUGCAAGAAGUGUGACCCACUAGAUGUGCAGUGUACCGGUGAGAUGUACAAAACGUCCCAUCCUCUCACCUGCCCCAUGCACAGUAUGGCCUACGAAAUAGAAUGUGAAGAGCGAGCGGCAAAAGCAAAGGAUGUGAUCCAUCCAGAAAUGGGUCGAGGCCACUCGAACUAUCCCGAGGCCAGGAACAACGUCCUGAUCAGGUACAGGUCCAAAAGCAUAUCCCUGAACAGGCUAGCCUAUUGCCUUUGGACAGAUGUUGGCCUCUUACAAGGCAAUAUGUCGUGGUGCUUCAGGGAGUUCGGCCCUGCCUAUCACUGGAUCGUUGAGGUUUACAGAGCUAUGGAGCUUCCUGUACCAGAG
This is a messenger RNA of Branchiostoma belcheri (Belcher's lancelet), 1979 nucleotides long. RefSeq lists its product as uncharacterized. The record is from RefSeq and is a predicted model, not a curated record. Lineage: Eukaryota; Metazoa; Chordata; Leptocardii; Amphioxiformes; Branchiostomatidae. The annotation marks the transcript as partial. The transcript is spliced from 4 exons.